This is a messenger RNA of Suncus etruscus (white-toothed pygmy shrew), 6144 nucleotides long. It is a transcript of the gene LTN1, whose product is annotated as listerin E3 ubiquitin protein ligase 1. NCBI's taxonomy places the organism in Eukaryota, Metazoa, Chordata, Mammalia, Eulipotyphla, Soricidae. The record is from RefSeq and is a predicted model, not a curated record. Bases 63 to 5360 code for a protein of 1765 amino acids. Gene Ontology annotation, molecular function: ribosomal large subunit binding; zinc ion binding; ubiquitin protein ligase activity. The transcript has 30 exons. Gene Ontology annotation, cellular component: RQC complex; cytosol. Gene Ontology annotation, biological process: rescue of stalled cytosolic ribosome; ribosome-associated ubiquitin-dependent protein catabolic process.
UUGUGGCCCGGCGGAGUCUACCCGGGCUUGCAGAGUGUACCCGGGGCGCAGCAGCCGCCACUAUGGGCGGGAAGAACAAGCAGCGGACGAAGGGGAACCUGAGGCCUUCAAACAGUGGCCGGGCUGCAGAACUCUUAGCCAAAGAAAAGGGAACCGUGCCGGGAUUUAUUGGAUUUGGGACAUCUCAGAGUGAACUAGGCUAUGUUCCUGCCAUCCAAGGAGCUGAAGAAAUAGACAGUCUUGUUGAUUCUGACUUCCGAAUGGUACUACGGAAACUUUCGAAGAAAGAUGUCACCACAAAAUUAAAAGCUAUGCAGGAAUUUGGAGCUAUGUGUACAGAAAGAGACACAGACAUUGUAAAAGGAGUCCUUCCCUACUGGCCAAGAAUUUUCUGUAAAAUUUCACUUGAUCCUGACCGCCGGGUACGAGAAGCCACACAGCAAGCUUUUGAGAAACUGAUCCUUAAAGUGAAGAAGCAGCUGGCCCCCUAUUUAAAAAGUGUGAUGGGCUACUGGUUGAUGGCUCAGUGUGACACAUACUCCCCAGCUGCUUCUGCUGCCAGAGAAGCUUUUGAAGCUGCCUUCCCUCCUAGCAAGCAGUCUGAGGCAAUCGCGUUUUGUAAGGAUGAAAUCGCAAGUAUACUACAAGAUCAUCUUAUAAAAGAAACUCCUGAUACUCUUAGUGACCCACAAACUGUUCCAGAGGAAGAAAGAAAAGCGAAAUUUUAUCGUGUUGUAACUUGUUCCUUAUUGGCCAUAAAGAAAAUGCUGUGCCUGCUACCUGACAGUGAGCUAGAAUUGCUUGAAGAGAAAAUUAAGUCACUUUUAUCACAGAAUAAGUUUUGGAAAUAUGGAAAACACAGUGUACCUCAGAUUCGCUCAGCUUAUUUUGAGUUAAUUUCUGCUUUUUGCCAACGGAUUCCACAACUGAUGAAGGAGGAGGCAUCCAAAGUCAGCCCAUCUGUUCUUCUUAGCAUCGAUGACAGUGACCCCAUCGUGUGCCCAGCUCUCUGGGAAGCUGUUCUUUAUACGCUUACAACUAUUGAGGAUUGUUGGCUUCAUGUAAAUGCAAAAAAAAGUGUGUUUCCCAAGCUGUCAGCUGUUGUUCGUGAAGGUGGCCGGGGUCUUGCUUCUGUCAUAUACCCUUAUCUUCUGCCGUUUAUCAGCAAACUCCCUCAGACCAUCACAGAGCCAAAGUUGGAUUUCUUCAAAAGUUUUCUCACCUGCCUAGUGACCGGGCUUUCAACAGAGAAAAUCAAAACCAGCAUUUCAGAGUGCUCAGCAGUAAUAUCUGCCUUUUUUGAAUGCUUACGUUUUAUAAUGCAACAGAACUUAGGUGAGGAUGAGAUUGAAGAGAUGCUCAUCAAUGACCAGUUGAUCCCUUUUAUCGAUUCGGUUCUCCAAGACCCCAAAUUGCAAGAUGAAGAGCUAUUUGAUCAUUUAGCAGACACUUUAGGCUCCUGGGAAGCCAAGGCAGAUACAGAAAAAGAUGAUAUCAUGGCUCAAAACUUGGAGAAAGUGCUACUAAGAUUCUGGAAAAAGCUAUCCGAUAUCUGUGUUGAGAAAAUUGAUGAGCCCGAAGCGGAUGUGAAGUCUGUUGUGGGUGUAUCUAACCUAUUACAGGUUCUUCAGAAGCCAAAAAGCUCAUUGAAGUCCAAUAAAAGAAAAGCUUGUAAGGUUAGGUUUGCUGAUGAAGUGACGGAAAAUAUUCCAGACAAUGAAAAACUUGAAUUAUCUGAAGCACAGAACAGUGAAGUCUCUGAAUUAAAAGCUGAACCUUCUUUUGUUAAUAGCUCUGCAAAUCAUCUCUCUCCACUGAGGCAAAGGCCUUUAGAAGAUUUAGUUUGUAAGCUGGCAGAGAUGAGUAUGAAUUAUGUCAACAAACACAAAUCAAAGCAACAUCUGAGGUUUCUGUCUACUCUGCUGAACUCCUUCUCUUCAACUAAAGUGUUUAAGAUGCUGCUAAAUGAUGAAAAACAUGGUACUAUCAAGACAAAGCCUCUCGAAAUAGUCAAACUUAUGCAAAAGAAUCCCGCGGUGCAGUUUUUAUACCAGAAACUAAUAGGUUGGCUGAAUGAAGACCAAAGGAAGGAUGCCGGCUUCUUGGUGGAUAUUUUGUAUAGUGCCCUCCAUUGCUGUGACAAUAAUUUGGAGAGAAAAACUAUCUUGGACGAUCUAACUGAGGUGGAGCUGAAGUGGAAUUCUAUUCUUCAAGUUGUUGAAAAGGCAUGCUCUAGUUCAGAUAAACAUGCAUUAGUGACUCCUUGGCUCAAAGGAGAUAUCCUUGGAGAGAAACUGGUAACCUUGGCCGAUGAACUUUGUACUAAGGACUCUGAAUCCCCAGUAUCUGCGGACUCUUACUUCUUGGAAAGAUGGGCUCUGCUAAACUUGUUGUUAUCCCAGCAUGUUACGAAUGAUUAUUUGAUUCGAGAAGUGUAUGUUGAAAGAAUUAUUGUUAAACUUCAUGGAACUUUAGUCAAAGCUAAGAAAUUGUCAGAAGUUGAAAAUAAGGAUUCACCCGUCUCUUUCAUCUGUGAUGUGAUCUAUAACUAUUUCAGCUCAGCAGAAGGAUGUGCACUAAAACUAUCAUCCGAAGAUUUAUUAUUAACUCUCUUUCAGUUAUGUGCUGAGAGCAAAGAUAAAACACGUUUGCCAGACUUCCUUAUAUGCAAACUGAGAAACACUUGGCUCGCUGGUGUGAACCUAUUGAUCCAUCAGCCUGGCAAUACAUACAAACAAAGUUCCUUCCUACGUUUAUCUGCGCUGUGGUUGAAGAACCAAGUGGAGUCUUGCUCUUUGGAUAUCAGAAGCCUUCAGGUUCUUUUAUCCACUGUGGAGGAUUUGCUAAGUGCAUUUCUAGAGAGCGAAGAUACCUCCCUUUUGGGAAUUUAUAUCGGAAAUGUAAUGCCAAGCAGCAGUGAGUGGGAAAAGAUGAGGCACUCCCUUCCUAUGCAGUGGUUGCAUAGCCCUCUCUUAGAAGGAAGAUUGAGUUUGAAUUAUGAGUGUUUCAAUACUGUUUCUGAAGAAGAUACAAAGAAACUUCCCAGCCACUUGUGUACUUCUGCAUUACUGAGCAAAAUGUUACUAGUUGCAUUGAAAAAGGAAGUCAUUCUAGAAAAUAAUGAGCUUGAGAAAAUAAUUGCAGAACUGCUCUAUUCACUGCAGUGGUACGAAGAAUUAGAUGACCCACCUAUUUUUCUAACUGGGUAUUAUGAAAUGCUUCAAAAAUUGGGUAUUACAUAUGAUAACUUGUGUGGACUUGGCAAGACUUCUGGCCUCUUACAGUUGUUGUUUAACAGGUCCAUGGAAAAUGGCACCCUUUGGUCUCUCAUAAUUGCUAAGUUGAUCCUUUCUCAAAGUAUUUCAUCUGAUGAAGUAAAACAGCAUUAUAAGAGAAAAGAAAGUUUUUUCCCACUAACAGAAGGUAAAAUGCAUACCAUUCAAAGUCUCUGUCCAUUUUUGUCAAAGGAAGACAAGAAAGAAUUCAUUGCUCAGUGUAUACCUGCCCUUUUGUCCUGGACGAAAGAGGAUCUUUGGAGCACCAAUGGAGGUUUUGGACAUCUUGCUAUUUUCAAUUCCUGCCUGAAAACCAGAAGCAUAGAUGAUGGAGAAUUAUUGAAUGGCAUAUUAAAAAUUCUAAUAACUUGGAAGAAAGAUCAUGAGGAUGUCUUUCUUUUCAGUUGUAAUCUCUCAGAAGUAAGUCCAGAGAUACUGGGUGUAAAUAUAGAAAUAAUGCGGUUCCUUUCCCUGUUUCUGAAAUACUGCUCAUCUCCUUUGGCAGAAAGUGAAUGGGACUUCAUCAUGUGCUCCAUGCUGGCUUGGUUGGAGACGACAAAUGAGAACCAAGCACUGUACUGUGUUCCACUUGUCCAGCUGUUUGCCUGUGUCAGCUGUGACUUGGCCUGUGAGCUCAGUGCUUUCUUUGACUCCAUGACUCCAGAGACUGCUGGCAACCUUCCUGCAAAUCUAAUCAGUGAAUGGAAAGAAUUUUUUUCCCUAGGCAUCCACAGUUUGCUUUUACCUCUUUUGGUGACUGUUACAGGAGAAAACAAAGACACAUCUGAAACGGCCUUUUCGAAUGCAGUAUUGAAGCCCAUGUGUGAAACUUUAACCUACAUCCCCAAGGAUCAACUGUUGAAUCACAAACUCCCUGCCAGAUUGGUUGCUGGCCAAGGACCAAACCUACCAGAAAAUCUCCAGACUCUGUUAAAUACUUUAGCCCCAUUACUCCUCUCCAGAGCUCGGCCUGUGCAAAUUGCUGCUUACCACAUGCUCUACAAAUUAAUGCCUGAAUUGCCACAGUAUGAUCAGGAUAAUUUAAAGUCAUAUGGAGAUGAAGAAGAAGAACCAGCCCUGUCUCCACCAGCCGUGCUGAUGUCUCUUCUUAGCACUCAAGAGGACUUACUAGAAAAUGUGUUGGGAUGUGUUCCUGUUGGACAGAUUGUUAAUAUCAAACCGCUGAGCGAAGACUUCUGUUAUGUCCUGGGAUACCUCCUCACUUGGAAAUUAAUACUCACUUUCUUCAAAGCUGCUUCUUCCCAGCUUCGGGCCCUGUAUUCAAUGUACCUUCGGAAAACAAAGAGUUUGAAUAAAUUGCUUUAUCACCUCUUCAGACUUAUGCCGGAAAAUCCAACCUACACAGAGACAGCCGUUGAGCCCUCAAACAAAGACCCGAAGACCUUCUUUACCGAAGACCUCCAUCUGAGUAUUAGAGAAACAGCAACACUACCAUACCAUAUUCCGCACUUGGCAUGUUCAGUCUAUCAUAUGACAUUAAAGGACUUGCCUGCCAUGGUCAGGUUGUGGUGGAAUAGUAGUGAGAAGCGCGUUUUCAAUAUUGUAGACAGAUUUACCAGCAAAUAUGUCAGCAAUGUUCUUUCUUUUCAAGAAAUAUCUUCUGUACAAACAAGCACUCAACUGUUUAAUGGCAUGACGGUGAAGGCUCGAGCCACUACUCGAGAAGUAAUGGCCACUUACUCCAUUGAGGAUAUAGUCAUCGAACUUAUAAUCCAGUUGCCAUCAAAUUACCCGCUGGGUUCCAUCACUGUGGAGAGUGGGAAGAGAGUCGGGGUGGCCGUGCAGCAGUGGCGAAACUGGAUGCUGCAGCUGAGCACAUACCUCACCCACCAGAAUGGAAGUAUUAUGGAAGGCUUAGCAUUAUGGAAAAAUAAUGUGGACAAACGUUUUGAGGGUGUUGAAGACUGUAUGAUUUGUUUCUCAGUCAUUCAUGGUUUUAACUAUUCCCUUCCCAAAAAAGCGUGUAGAACAUGCAAGAAAAAGUUUCAUUCUGCAUGCUUGUACAAAUGGUUUACAUCCAGCAACAAAUCCACUUGUCCACUCUGUCGUGAGACCUUUUUCUGAGAUUUAUUUUUUUCUUCCCUGAUUGAAACUGAUGCCUGAAGUAAACCAACGAAAGCCGGGCGUUUGGAUCCAGCUUACCAUGUUGAUUUGAGGAGGUCAAUGAGCAUUACUUUGAAAUAGGACCUUCUCUGGAAAAUUAUUUUGGUUGACGUGAAACAAUUCCAAAACCAGGUUUGCUUCUCUUUAGAUUGCUUUGUAAAUGUUUGGAAUCUUUUCCUUUUACAUAAGAAGAAUACAUAUUUGAAAGAAAAUAUUUAUAUUAAUAGUCUCUAUAUAUUUAAAAAUAAAUAUGGGAGAAAGCUAAAUUACAGAAUUGGAAUUUGUGUAAAAUUACUGUACAUCUAUAUCAUACUAAAGCAGUCUGUUGAUGUGUGCUCUAGGUGAGGCAUAUAAAUGGACAGACUUGAUUUACACAGACAUAUAGAUCCGAAAUCUUCCUGUCAGGCAACAUUAAUAUCCUGGUAUUUGUAGAUUAUUUUCAUGAUAAAAAUUACACUAAGCUUACCUACAACUGUUUUGAAGUAUAUUAUGUAGUCCUAUAUAGAGUAUAAUUCAAACUUUAAUGUGCCUCCCACAUCAAAGGUCAUGAAAUUCAGAAAGUUCAAUUUAUGAUCCUGAACUUUCGCUGUGGAGAAUUUCCAUGUAUUAAUGAAAUUCAAUUCAUACUUGACUAUGUGUGUGUCUCUAGAAGAUAAAACUUCGAGAGAACUAGGAUUUAGAUGAUUUUGUUCAUGAAGCAGAGUGGUUCUUACUUCUCUGUUUAGAGGAAGAAAGAAUAUCUCAA